Molecule: messenger RNA, 879 nt
Organism: Exophiala bonariae
Lineage: Eukaryota; Fungi; Ascomycota; Eurotiomycetes; Chaetothyriales; Herpotrichiellaceae
Exons: 4
Coding region: 1-879 (292 amino acids)
Biological process (GO): protein N-linked glycosylation
Cellular component (GO): oligosaccharyltransferase complex; membrane
Source: RefSeq, a predicted model, not a curated record
AUGCGUGUCCUAUCGCUACUCCCACAGGCUGUUCUACUCCUGUCAGCUGCUCAAUCCGGCUGGGCAGUAUCGUCCUGGUCGUUCACAGAUGCCUCAGUUAAUGUGGCAGGCAAAGGCGCAGGAGUAGGCGGCGGGUUCAAAGAGAAGUUGACACCCUCAAAACCACUGCCGUCUUCCAGCCCAGUGAAACUAGGAGCAGGAGAUACUCUCAAGGUCAUCCUCACUACGCAAGAAGGGAAAUCAGCCAAACGGGCGCAUCAAGCCUUCCUACUCCUCCAAGACCCCGUCACCAACCUCGACAUCUCAUAUCCCUUCAGUGUCAAAGACUCGGGCAAAGCCAAGGUAGACCUGACUCAGAAAGACUUGCCCGCUCAAUUACUGCGAAGCUCUUCGCCCCUGUCCGCAAGCAUAGUCAUUGCGUCCUUUGGUGCCUCAACAGGCUACAACAGUCUUGCCUUCUCGCUGUCUAUCGAACUCGACCCCAACGUGGCACUUCCCGCGGCCGAGAAGCCGUUAAGAUACGGAAAACUCCCCGAGAUACAUCACGUCUUCCGCGGCGAUCCCAAAAGCCCUAAUAUUGUCAUCAGCCUGUUCUUCGUGGGUGCCGUACUGGCCACUGUGCCCGCGUUGCUCGGAGCAUGGCUCUACCUUGGAGGCAACAUCAACCACGUGUCUAAGGCCCUCUCAGAUGCACCAGUAUCGCAUGCGCUGUUCGUGGGGUCGGUUAUUGGCAUCGAGGGCAUUUUCUUCCUUUACUACACAAGCUGGAACUUGUUCAAGACUCUCCCGGUCCUGGCGGCCGUCGGAUUGGUCGCGUUCCUGUCCGGAAGCCGGGCUCUCACUGAGGUCCAAGAGCGCCGUCUGGCUGGACUGAGAUGA